Molecule: messenger RNA, 1997 nt
Organism: Cyprinodon tularosa
Lineage: Eukaryota; Metazoa; Chordata; Actinopteri; Cyprinodontiformes; Cyprinodontidae
Product: atrial natriuretic peptide receptor 1-like
Exons: 14
Coding region: 16-1770 (584 amino acids)
Biological process (GO): intracellular signal transduction; cGMP biosynthetic process; protein phosphorylation
Molecular function (GO): ATP binding; guanylate cyclase activity; protein kinase activity
Source: RefSeq, a predicted model, not a curated record
UUUUAACACACACUAAUGCAUCACCAGCUCUGCAAAUACACGCACACACACCUGUCCUCCUGUCUGUUAAAUAGGAAGUUGAAGCUGGAGAACGAAUUGGUGGCCCAGCUGUGGAGGGUUUCCUGGGAAGACAUCCAGAUGAGUAACCUGGAAAAGUCCUUGAGGAGAACUUGCAGCAGACUCACCUUUUCCCUGAAAGGAUCAAACUAUGGUUCUCUGAUGACCAUGGAAGGGAACGUUCAGAUCUACACCAAAACCGGAUACCUCAAGGGUAAUCUGGCAGCGAUCAAGUACAUAAACAAGAAGCGCAUUGACCUGACGAGAGAGGUUCUGUUUGAGCUGAAGCAUAUGCGAGACGUUCAUAACGAACAUCUGACUCGUUUUAUUGGUGCCUGCCUUGAUCCUCCACACAUGUGCAUCAUCACAGAGUAUUGCCCCAGGGGCAGCCUUCAGGAUCUGAUGGAGAGCGAUGGCAUUACUCUGGACUGGAUGUUCAGAUACUCGCUCAUCACUGAUAUCGUCAAGGGAAUGGUGUUUCUCCACAACAGCGUCAUUGUAUCCCACGGCAACCUGAAGUCCUCCAACUGUGUGGUGGACAGUCGGUUUGUGCUGAAGAUUACAGACUACGGACUGCAGAGUCUGCGGACCUGCAACUAUCCCGAGGACUCGUACGCCUACUACGCACGAAAACUGUGGACCGCUCCUGAGCUCCUGAGGGAGGAGUGUCCGCCUGCCUGCGGGACCCAGAAGGGGGAUGUCUACAGCUUUGGCGUGAUCCUUCAGGAGGUUGCUCUGCUAAAGGGAGUCUUCUACCUCGACUCACACUCCUUCUCUCCUAAAGAGAUCAUCCAGGCAGUGAUUCAGGGUGGCGCCCCCCCUCUGCGGCCCUCCCUCUGCUUCCAUAGUCACAGCGAGGAGCUCGGGGUCCUCAUGCAGCGCUGCUGGAGCGAAGAACCGAGCGAGAGGCCCGACUUUAACACCAUUAAGAUCCUCCUGAGAAAGCAGCACAGAGGUUAUGGUUCCAACAUCCUGGACAACCUGCUUUCUCGUAUGGAGCAGUACGCCAACAACCUGGAGGAGCUGGUGGAGGAACGAACUCAGGCAUACAUCGAGGAGAAACGCAAGGCCGAGGCUUUGCUCUACCAGAUACUACCACACUCCGUGGCCGACCAGCUAAAACGAGGCGAGACUGUUCAGGCCGAAGCGUUUGACUCGGUCACCAUCUACUUCAGUGACAUCGUUGGCUUCACUGCUCUGUCUGCUGAGAGCACACCAAUGCAGGUUGUGACGCUAUUAAAUGAUCUCUAUACAUGCUUUGAUGCCAUCAUCGACAACUUUGAUGUUUACAAGGUGGAGACAAUCGGAGAUGCCUACAUGGUGGUGUCAGGUCUGCCAGUCAGGAACGGUAAGCAGCACGGGCGGGAGGUCGCCCGGAUGUCUCUGGCUCUACUGGAUGCAGUCAAGAGCUUCACAAUUCAACACCGGCCUGAUCAGAAGCUUCGGCUUCGCAUCGGCAUUCACAGUGGGACUGUGUGUGCAGGCGUGGUUGGCUUAAAAAUGCCACGGUACUGUUUGUUUGGAGACACAGUCAACACUGCGUCACGCAUGGAGUCCACAGGCGAGGCCUUAAAGAUUCACGUGUCGGAGGCGACUCGUCAGGUCCUGCUGGAGUUCAGCUGCUUCCAGCUACAACUCAGAGGGGAAAUCGAAGUAAAGGGCAAAGGACGCAUGAGGACAUACUGGCUGCUGGGAGAAAAUGAGAAGAAAUGACCUAGAUCUGAUGGCUGGGAGUCAAUUGUGUCCCGUUUCUCCAGUCGGAUGGAUGUUUCUGACAACAGUCCAGAAGACAAAUUAGCAACUGACUCAUCCAACCUGGUUUCACCAGACAUAAACUGUUGAAAUGAACAGAUACAAACAAGACAAAUGUUUUACUGUAAGAUAAAACAUCCAAAAGUAAGUUAUGUAAAUACAAAAUAAAAUGGGUAUUGUUACUUUUG